AGUUCUUUCCAAAGUCUCAAUUUUAUUUUCUUGAAAGGAAAUUCUCAAGUUUUUCAGUUGGCUCAAAAAACAGCCAAUAUUAAGAGCUUUAAUCAAUAAUGGAUACCUCAGUCCAACCCUUUCCAGUUCCUCACAAGAAGCUUUUUAUGAAUAUCCAGGGUCGCAAAACGGACAUAGUCAUUUGCAGUUAUGAUGAUCAUUUUCUUGUGAUUGCAACCCAAAUAGGAAAAAUGGGGUCCAUACUACAUGCCAGGAAGGAGGAAGGGGUUUCACUGGAUCCCACUUUUAAUGUAUCUGUGAUAUUCGGCAAACGAGAUGAGCCAAUGCUAGUGGCCUGUGCACGGAAACUGAUCGAACACAUAAGUAAUUCUGGCUCAUCUAGAACAUUGAUACUAUCCCUUGGUCUAAAAGACCAUUCUGUGGAUACAAUGAAAGGGAUUGUUUCAGCCGUAGUUCAAAAUCUGACAAUGUAAUGUGUAGUUAAUUCAGAUUAUUUACAGUUCCUCAAAGAGUGUUGCAGCAAUUAGAAUUUUUAAGCUAUGGAUGUUUCUUCAUUUCAACUUUUCUUUUCUAGUUAAUGAUAACAAGUCUUGCUCGA
Mercurialis annua (annual mercury) is the source of this 598-nucleotide messenger RNA. RefSeq lists its product as uncharacterized. The transcript is spliced from 7 exons. NCBI's taxonomy places the organism in Eukaryota, Viridiplantae, Streptophyta, Magnoliopsida, Malpighiales, Euphorbiaceae. Bases 99 to 473 code for a protein of 124 amino acids. The record is from RefSeq and is a predicted model, not a curated record. Gene Ontology annotation, biological process: proteasome assembly.